UAUGCGUUUAACGCUCGUUGAUGCGGAUACAGCAGUUUAAACGGUCGCGCUUCAGUAGUGGUAGUUUUGGUGCUGAUAACAGGAAUAAUGUGAUUAUAGCUCUGAGUAGCGAAAGCCAAGAAAGUGAUAAGCGGUUAUAUCAGAGGGGAUUCGGUUCUUACUGUGGCUGAUGUACAGUGUGUUACACUAGUGAGUGGCAUGCAUGCUGAUAUUUGAUUUACACGUGGAAUACGCACUUUCGAUCCAGUAUCGUAAACUUUUCUCGCAAGGUCGCACGGUGUCUAGUGCCAGUGGAACAAGUAUAAAUAAUUACCAAUUAACAACCACGACUUGGGAAGACGGUGGCCAAUAUAGCAGUUUUUCCUUUCCGUCUUGUUGGUGUUGUUUAGGUGAAUGCGAAUGACCCGAUUUCAUGGUUUUCACUGCUCGCGCUAGUGUUUUCCAAAGCCUGUUCGUGGCGGUUAGAAGGCAUUCGCUGUGCAUGCAAAGAUGUGAAUGGUAAACGGUAUAGAAAAAAAAACUCACGUACACAUACACGCGGUAAAGCAAUUCAUAUCUCUUCAAACCGUAAUCUGUAGAAGUUAAACUGUGGCGAAUCAUUGGAACAACAAAUUAAAUUCCUUCCCCUUGAAAACCCCAUACUGAAAUAGAGAGUGUAAAAUCACAGUUGGAAACGUCCGGUGAAAAUAUGUUUACCGUCGCUGGGUCGCUGCCUGCCUAGGAGGCCGAAACCCCUCUUCCGAGGUAUCGUGUGAAUAUCAGAACAGGAUGGAAAUUGUUGUUGUGUGCAAUGGAGUGAAAGCAGACCAAUUAUUGUACACCUGUGUGGAAAGUGAAAAGCAGCGGGAUAGGUUUUGCCGCUUGUGGUUUAAGCAUUGUUGAACGAGAGUGGAAGAUUUGCCGACGCAGCGCCUAGUAGAUUGUCCUGGCCGAGGCAAACUGUCUAGUUUAAGCAUUCUUUCCACUUCAGUGAUAUACAUCGUCGAAGCAAAAUCGGGACAAUUUUUUAGUGGCCAGAACGGCAUGUAUGUGCAAUUCUGAAACAACGAAUCGAGCUGCUGUGAGUUUUGUCGCCCACAAGCAAAUAAACCGGAAAAGGAGAAACCGACAACAGACAACGACACACACAGCCUAAGCCGGUCCGAAAGCCUAGAAUUAUACCCACUUUGUUGGCUUCCUGGUAUGGUGAAGAGCACCAAAAUUCAUUCCGUUUUGUUGCCGCUUAGAUAUCCGUUCAGCAUUGUCCCUCGUAAUAAUCGUGGACGUUUCGUGCUGCUGGGAACCAAAUCCCCGACCAGCUUGGGAAGAAGAUCCAUAAAUCGGUGCGGUUAGACAAUCCAAAAGCGGUUGACCGUAGGAUAACAGCAGUGGCAAGCAUCACUCACACGACAGAUCAUCUGAGGUGAUUAUUAAAUGCUAAGUCCACACAUCCGAGUCUCUGUCCCGACGUUCGACAAAGACUAGCGGCGUACUGUAGACUCGAGCUAGAUGGUUGUCACCGGUGCAGCGAUUGGAUUGCGCUUUCUGCACCUGCACUGCUGUGAUGUUUGAUGAAGAGUUAGCACAAAAAAGGCGCAACCCGGAAAACAGCCUUUUGUGGGGAAACAAACAAUUGCGGUACUCAAAUUGAACCAACCACGGACGUGGUGCCUCCACCUGCAGGAAAACCACUCGGAAGCAAUUUCCGCCGCCAGUCUGUGGCCGAAGCGGGUAAUAUAUAAAACUACUAAUCGAGCCUAACCAUAGGGUUUGGCCUGGACCAGUACUGCGAACUCAGUCGAAUUCUGCUGACGGGAUUCAUAUGCAGAUGGAAUAAUGAGCGGUGGCAAUAUAGAGUCAUUUUCAUUCUGGUGCUGUCAUAGUAGGAAAAGGCAAAAAACUCAGCUUAAAAGCUGUCUUCGCGUCGAAAAGCGUUGAGUGUGAUCUGCCCUGGUGCUUGACCUGGUGGUCUAGCAAGCCCAGUGCUGGAACCCCAAGUGCUAGUGUAGAAUAAUGAUCACGAUUUGAAUGUGUACAGUGUUAGAGAGGGCCCAGAGUGUGAAACGAGAAGCGAUAAAAAAAUUGAAAGUAGCUCUCAAAAAUUAAUUUAGCGCGAGUUGGCUUUUUGUGAAGUGGAGCAAUUAUUCUGAAUAAAAUAUGUGGAAACACGGCUGCUGUCAGCAGACGAUGCUAAGUGCGGCUGCACUGGUGACGAUGGCGAUGCUGCUGGUUCGCACCUCGCGGGCGCAGAUAGAUUGGGCCGAGGAUGACGAUGACCCAGUAUCGACGACGACGGUGGAAGCUGUGCUCGGUCGGACGGCAACGCUUCCUUGUGACAUUACACCGGACGAGGCAAACGAUCGUGUCUACAUGGUGCUGUGGUUCCGAGAGAGUGCCGGAAAGCCUCUGUACAGCUAUGACGUUCGAGGGAGACAAUACGCGAAAGCGCUCUAUUGGUCGGAGACCGCUGCGUUUGGACCACGGGCGUAUUUCGUGACGGUGUCGAAACCGGCGGCGCUCACCGUGGACAACAUCCAGCUGGACGACGAAGGGGUCUACCGAUGCCGGGUGGAUUUCCAGAACUCGCCUACGCGAAAUCACCGGAUAAAUUUGACGGUAACAGUUCCACCGCAUCAGAUUCUAGUCUACGAUGCGUCCGGCCGAGACGUUGCCGGUGCCAUAGGGCCUCUACAGGAAGAUGACAAUCUGGUCCUUACGUGCGAAGUUAGGGGAGGUCGUCCGGAACCAACCGUAACGUGGAUGAAUGGCGAGGAGGUGAUGCAAACAGGUGGCGGCGUUUCGAUGGGUCGACAUGUGACUGUGAAUCGGCUGGAGAUCCACAAAAUAACGCGUGCUGCACUGAACAACACAUACAAGUGUCAAGCGUCCAACACGAUUCUGGUACCUCCGGCGGAACGGAGCGUCCGAGUGGAGAUGCUACUGAAACCAGUAGCAACGUCCCUGUCGGCCAAACCUAAACAAUUAAUAUCGGACCAGGAGUACAGCUUAUCCUGUGAUGUGGAAGGAUCAGUUCCGGACACCGAGAUUAGGUGGAUGCAAAACAACCGUCCUUUCGCCAAAGGAAAAAUACGAACGGUAACCAACAGCUCGACAUCCACGUCGGUACUGUCCUUUCGACCACAACCGGAGGAUGAUGGAACUAUCCUUAAGUGCGAGGGUUCCAACCCGAGGCUGCAAAACUCUGUCUUGGAGGAUUCCAUCAUCAUGAAUGUGAUGUAUCCACCGCAAGUAACGCUGUCCCUCGGAUCAACGCUUAAUCCGGACGACAUUAAGGAGGGUGAUGACGUUUACUUCGAAUGUCACAUUAAGGCAAAUCCCAGGGAGCAUCGUAUUACAUGGUCACAUGAUGGUUUACCAGUGACACAGAAUGUGACAUCGGGGGUGAUUAUUUCGACGCGUUCGCUGGUAUUGCAACGAGUGGGCCGAUACCAUUCCGGAGUGUACGCCUGCUCUGCCGCCAACGAUCGGGGUGAGACACAAAGUGAGCCGGUAUUGCUUAGGAUUCACUUUGCGCCGGUUUGCGCCUCCAGCAGUAUCAUGAUUGUCGGUGCAUCACUGGACGAAACAGUCCCCGUGCCGUGUCAUGUAGUGGCCGACCCGCUGGACGUUUCGUUCGACUGGAACUUUUCCAACAGUGGCGAACGCUUCGAGGUAACCAGCGGUCAGUUCAAUCUGCUGCAGGACUUCCAUUCAUCGGAUGGAGCCCCGGCCAGUAUAUCACAGCUGUACGACGGACUGGAAGAAAGCUCAGAAACCAUCUAUGAGUUGCCGUACACCCCCAAAAGUGAAAGAGAUUAUGGAACGCUUGCUUGCUGGGGAAAAAAUUCAAUCGGAAAACAGUUGGAGCCAUGCCUUUUCCAAGUGGUCCCCGCAGCAAAACCUGCGCCUCUACGUAAUUGCACCCUACGUCCCUAUUCCACUUUGCUGGCAAGUCACAGCGCUACAUCCAAUUCAUCUGCAGCGUCAGCGUCUUCAUCUUCGUCGUCGUCCUACUACGGAUCGCCAUCGUUAGGCGAAGCAGAAACAGCCGCAGCCUCUGGGUUUUCGUCUUCGUCGUCAGUGUCGUUACCAUCGGCAUCUAAUGGUGCCACCAUAGGUCAGCAUUAUCGAGAAUCUAAUUAUUUCAGCACACAAUUCGUUAAAGAUCGGAACGUGUCAAACAAGCGAACGAAUAUUACAAAAUUUAAUCAGAAAAGUACGUCUCAUGCCGGUGGCAACGAUGCGCUAUCAAGAAGGCGGGAACAGAUCAAACAGAAAAAUGCUACCAAAAAUGCCGGCGGUGGCAGUAGUAGCCGGGCAGGAGUGGGAACGGGUGUUAGCCACGGAAGAAUUAGUGCAGCUAGUCAUAAUGUGGGAUUAACCUCCGACGAGGCAAUAGCUGAUACAGACGAGGGCGUUGACGGUGGGGAGCCACGGGGGGCAGCCCAAAUAUCAACAUCGUUCGCAACAUCCGCUUCGCAAUCGGCUGCCUCCUCGUCGGUGUGGCCGGCUUCUUUGAAGGCUCCGGCUCCGAUGGGGGCCAGUACAGAAAACAAGAGAAAAAUCAUUUUGAAUACCGAAAUAUCUAAUAGUGGCAAGAAUUUGCUCAACACCAUAACACAAGUAGGUGAAAGCUUCUAUUCCACCAGCGCCGGCAAACCGGGGCAAUCAAACAGUUCACCGAUAGAUGCUAAUCACAGACUGAUGAAAAGAGAGAAACGUUCUAAUGAAAAUUUGGGAAAUGAAAUAAAUAAAACACAUUUCGAUGAUGGCGAUGAUGAUGAAAUUUUCAAUAGCACUAGCCCCAGCAGUACGGACGAGAAUGACGUUAGAACUAUCGGUUCCGGUGUCGGCAGUAGCAGCACCAGUAGUUCCGGCAGUAGUAGCAGCCAUGCUGCUGGCCCGAACCGUAGAAACGAUAAUUAUCAUAGCACGGAAUGGGAUGUACCGACUGCAGCGAAAUUGAGAUCGAACAAUAUUCGCUUCUAUCGGUAUCACUCGAUGGACGGUGCAGCCGCAGGAGCAGGAGCUGAAACCAGAAGCACCGAUGCAGGUGCUUCCAGGUACAACCCGGGUACCAGUAUACAUUCGUUUAGCCAUUAUAUGGAGAGCGUCGAGGUGCCGACGACGAUGGAGCUGGAAUGUGUGGCAGGAUAUGACGGUGGUUUGCCGCAGCAUUUUUUUCUCGAAGCCUACGACUCGAGAACUAGAAAGCUUCGGCUGAACAUCACAAGUGCACUUAACGAUGUUCCUCUGUUUCGCAUUGAUUUGUCAGAGCUAAUCCCUAGCGAUUCAUUUGCGCCAACUCUUCACCUGAUCGCCUACAGUGUAAAUCAGAAGGGACGUUCGGAACCGACGAUUCUCGAGGACAUAGCGAUUAAUGAAGCAGAAAAAAGGACAGACGGCAGCGAUGGGUUUUCAAUUCUACCGCUUGCGGCAUUACUGACCGGUGCAUUGUUCACUAUUGGGAUUGCUGUCCUGCUGGUGGUGGUUCUGGCGAUACGAAGGAAACGCGACGGCCACGGAACCGGGUUGUGCGAUGGCAAGGAGAAACAUAUGGCAGGCAUGGAUAUCACCGUGACCACACCGCUCGAGAUGGGCAUGGGUCAGCAGAAGUACGUGGUCGCCUACACGCUCAAACAGGGCGUCGAAAAGCAGCCAGACAUACUGAGCGCACAGAAAACGCAAGGCUCGACUAGCAUGCAAUCGAUAAAGGAUAUCCAGAAGAUGGGUUCCCCGGUGGGAAUAAGACCGGAUGCACUAUGCAGUGGAGGUGGAGGUGGCACAAGCAUGGGAGCAAAACAAAGCACAAUUUAUGCCACACAAAGCUAUGACCAAAAAUCGACACCUUCCAGCCGACAGAGCACAUUAAAACGGAACGAUACUUCCAACACGUACAGUUUGUUACAGCAGCAGCAACAACCACAUCAUCUCCAGAGUAAACCUCCGCCCUCGGCCACGGUCGGUCUACCGCAGUAUUCCACUAGCUACGCCUCAGGUGGCAGUGACCUGCUGGAUUACGAGAAACCGUACAGCUAUUCCACCCUUCAGUACAAUCACAGCUCUCCACCCCUGGUGGAUCCUUACAGCUACAAAAGCUCUCCUACUGAGCCAACCGAUCGGUUGGACUACGACAAAAACCUUGACUAUAGACUGCUUAACAUAUCGAACGAAAUAAAAAAUAACUCUGCCACCAAUCAUAUCGAAUAUAGAAAUAAUAGCAACCACCUUAGCAGUAAUCACAAUCACCAUUCCGCUCUUGGUGGUGGCAGCACCGAUAGCAAACCGCAAACAGUGAAUGCAUCUGGAAGCAGCGGCGGCAAUCCGGAGUACCGAUAUUCCGGUUCGGAGUUUGCCACCGAUCUGAUGGACUUCAGCAGUGUCCCGUCGCCGUCGUCGUCCUCCACUGUGGGUGCGACGCUCUCCAAAGCCCGGAAUCGGCAGCACAUAAUCACCGAUACACUGCCGGGACCGGAAAGUUGCGUGUAGAAUUAUCGUGUAGACUACUUUUAGCAUGUACAGUAGAGUCCAGAUUUUGGUAACCGAUUUCGGUCGGUCGUCUUUUUCGAGCGUCACCAUGCCAGCACGCAGCAAUCGUUUCGGGUGGGAAGUGUGUCCAUGUGUAUGUGCUUUCUGAAAUAGAAUUGGAUAUAAUGACAAAGCACAUAAAUAGCAGUAUUUAACCAAGUUAUGAUUUUUAAAGUUGUGAUUUUUGUUUCCAUAUUUUUAUCAGAACGAAAAAAAUAUACUUGCAUGAAUCACAAAUCUGAAAUGAACAAAUACCGCUUCAUUAAAAAAUGCGAUUAAUUUGCUGAACGCGUACGCGUUGUACUUUAGGGAAAACAAAAAUCCGGUGGAAUUGCAGAUAACAGAAUGGGUUGCCUCUAAAAACAAUACGUAAAGAUAUUUAUAAUAUCUGCUCGUGCUCUUUUGGUUUCUGGAGAAAACAUUUUCUUUUUCGUACAUUGUUGUGUUCAAUUUUCUUCUAACUUCUAACGUUUGGUCAAAUGCAAAUGAUGCAUAUCACAGUUCGCUGACAGAUCCUAAACGACAAAUUAAAUCAAUCAAAUAAAAAGAUGUUAUUUUUACCAGGGACUCAGAAAUCCAGUCCGGUAUUAGACUUUAUAUGAAACGCACAACAGUACUGGGAUUUGUUUUCCAGAUUUCAGAGAGUUUCAGUCGAAGAACCUAUAUGUACCUUGAUACCCUGAUGGCUUCAGCGUGUCUUCACCCCAAUGCCGGGCGUGUUGCAGAGCACCAUCUUCGUCGGUCUUGGGCGAUACUUCUACAGUUCCCCCGAACGUUCAGGGCUCCCAGGUCCUCUUCCAUUACAUACAGUCAGCAUGCUCGUGGCCUUCCACGAAGCCGCUAACCACUCCCUGGUUCCCUAGUGAACACUAUUUUUUCUAUGCUUUCCGGUUCACCUCUUUCAACGUCCGUAUAGGGCCACUGGAAUUAUCAGCGUUUUAUACAACGCGAAUUUCGUAGACGUUUGCAUGUUGAGGGACCUGAACUGGUUACACAGUCCGCAAAAGACCCUAUUCGCUGCUGCAAUCUGUCUUUUCACUUCACGAAAAACAUCGUUGUCACAUGCCACAAGUGCUUCAAGAUAAACAUAUUCUUCAACAACUUCAAAAACUUCCCCAUCAAUCACUACCUCAACACUAAUACCGCUAGACCUGCCUCUGUCUCUACCCGUUGUACUUCGUCUUGAUAGAGUUAAUGGUCAAGCCUAUCCUCACCGUCUCCCUCUUCAGAGGCACAAAAGCUUCCUUCACUGCCCUACGAUCGAAUCCCAUGAUAUCUAAAUCGUUCGCAAAGCCAAGAAGAAUAUGCAACCGUGUGCCGUUCCUCUGCACACCAGAUCUCCUAAUCUUAUCUUCGAGUGCAAUGUUAAACAGUAAAUUCGGCAAUCCAUCUAAGGUCACAAACGAAGUUGACUCUUCGUCUGCAAUUCGAACACUUGAUUUCGAGCUCCCCAGCGUUGCACGUAUCAGCCUAAUCAGUAUCGCUGGAGCAUUAGCUGCCACAACUUAUUUCUUUCUACCAAAUUGUACGCUGUUUUUAAUUCAAAAAACAGGUGGUGAGUCUGCAAGUUAUACUCCCGGAAUUCAUCUAGGAUCGUCCGCAGGGUAAACAUCUGAUCCGUCGUUUAUCGGCUUUCACAACAAUCAGCCUAGUACUCGCCGAAGAAGGACUCCUCAAGCGGUCUCAGUCUGUUGAACAGGAUACGCGACAGUAUUUUGUACGCCGAGUUCAAAAGUGUGAUCCCUCUGUAGUUGGCGUACUCUAGUCUGAACCCUUUCUUGUGGACUGGGCAUACGAGGUCAUCCACAAACUGGUAGGCAGUUCUUUCUCCUGUCAUAUGCUUAUUACAACAUCAUGGAUAAAUCAAGGUAGUGCAAACUUCCGUGUUCGACCGGGAUCUCGUCCUUCCUUUAUCAUUCUUCAGCUAGCUCAGAGCCUUCUUAAUCUCAUCCAGUGUUGGUUGUUUCACAGCGUUACACCUCCAUUAUCACCAUUCAACAAAUCUUCAAAACGCUCCUUCCACCUGGCUGCCACUAUUGUUUUGCCUGUCAACAAAUUUGGACGGACACUGGUGCAGUCUUAUGCAGCGCUCCAUUGACAGUUGCAUAUAACUUCCGGUCAUCAUUUUGAUCCAUUCUUUUUUGUGCUUCAGCUAUCAUACUCUCUCCGUGCUGCCUUUUCUUCUUGCGGUGGAUACGUUUCUCUUUCACCCUUGUUACCCUGUACCGUUCUCUGGUUAGUCGAGAGCCAGACAAUAACUUCCAGCAUCUGGCAGCAUUUUUCUCGUACGUCACUCGCUGGCACUCUUCAUCAAACCAGCCAUUUUGUUGGUGUCGCUGAGCAGUUGCCACAGUUUCAUGGAUAGACUCCCAUAACUGUUGCUGUUGCCAGAUAAGUUGAAUCCGCUUGAUACUGCCCUGCAUUUUUUGCAAAAGGUGAUCAAUGUCGAUCGAUGUUAUGACACGGUAGUUGCUGCACUAUAGACGAUCGCCCUAUUUGUAGAUGGAACAUACAACUCCUUUCAUCCAUUCUUACGGAAGUCUCUCUCCCAAAGCCUGGGAAUUGCCAUGUAGAGUAGUGUUGACAGUGCCUCUUUACCGUGUUCAUAGAGCUUUGCCGGUAGUCUGUCAUUACCUGUGGCUCUAUUGUCCUUAAGUGACCCAAUAUUUUCUUUAGUUUCCAGAGUACCGGUAACUUGGUCACGGCUAUCGUUUGUCGGCACUCCAAGGUUAACUUUUCUUCCGCUCCGUUAUUUUGGUACUCAACGAUGAACUCUUCCCACAUGUCGACAAUCUCGCGAUCGCCUUCGAUUAGGUUUAUCUAUACGUUUCCACGCAUAUCUGGACUCAGUAUGUAGCCUUUAGGGGUUGGUAUAUCUUCUUAAACACUUUUUGCGUGUAGGAUUGAGGUUACCUUACCUAGUGCCGCGGUUGCUGGCCAGCGAUGGUAACGUGGUCAAUUUGGUUAGUUGUUUAGUGGCCAAGUGAUCUCCAGGUAGCUUAGUGAUACUUCUUAUCACCACGCCUGAGGAUGUUGCGAAGUUGAUGUAUCGUAGGCCGUUGUGAUCUUUUGUGAUGUGUGUCUGUUAGGUAAUAUCACUGGUCUAUACAUCACUUCCCUACCAACCUGGGCGUUCAUAUCUCGAAAUAACGUCCCGUGGUGAGCAGCUGUUGUAUAUUACCUCCAACUGCCCUUAGAACGAUUCCUUCUCGUAACCAGGUCUAAUAUCGUACGGGCAGUGUACGUAGAUGACGCUGUAGUUGAAGGAAUAUUCUUUAAUCCUCAGUAAAUACUUCCUCUCGCUGAUCGCCUUCCAAAUGAUAAUGCGAUCCUGCAUUCUAACUUUUACAGAAAAAUACGUUCUCAACUCGUUUGUUGCUUCACUGAUCUAAUAAAGCCAAACCUAACCACCGCGGAUUUUUAACACCUUCUCUCUCGUUUGAGGGGUUCUCACUGCUCGAGCAGAACCCUGUCUCCGCCUACAAAUUGUAGCUCCAGGCACCAAGCUUUCACUCGUGAUUCAUAUCUUGUUACCUAGGUCUAUGCCGAGUAUUUCGAGAUAUAUUUUCUAGAUUGUUCGUAGUGUAAUUAUUUAGGCAGGUUGUCUCACUAGGGCCGCGCUACCAAGUCUCGAGACGGGGCUGCAAUUUUGAAUAUGGCGUCCGAGACAACACGGUAAUUAAUUCAUUUGCCCGCUGCGGGUCAAACGUUGUCGGGAGCCGCCCAUAACCUAGAAAAAAGACGCUCAAGACGGCUAGGUUUUUCUUCCAGGAGGUCAGUCUCCCUUCCCCUUCUUCGCUAGAACUAAUCAGGUUAAUGGAAUCAAAUUUGAUAUGUGGUUGUUUUUGGGAACAAGUUAUGUUUUAAAGAUGACAUGACACCCUCACCUACUCUGGAGGAAGGGCUUAACAUACAAAUUAAAACCAAAUGUUUAGGAGCUACAAAAGAUUCAUGGUAGUUCGACACUCUUCUCUACUUUGGAAGGGAAGGAGGGGUGCUAUACAAUUUUUUGCUUAAUUCUAGAAUCUAUGGGGGUUCUUCACCCCACCCUCUUCAGGAUGGAGGGCCUUCAUUCAAAUGAAGCACAAAUUUUCACACAACUCAUGAAUUAAUCAAGUCAUUGGAACCAAGUUUGGAAAGUGAGGAUUUUAGAGUACGAAAAACGUUUUAAUGAUGGUUUGACAUUCCUUCCGAUUUAACACAGCAGGGAGUCCCACACAAAUGAAACUCAUAUUUCAAUCGGGAUUGAUGCACAGAAGCCAAAAAUCGACCCCAGACACCUUUUUAUAAUUCUGGUUUCUGGAAAACAGUCCAAAAUGGCCGAAUUGGGUUUUUCUGGAACCUGAAUGAUACCCAUACGGCCUAAAAUGAUCAAAUAACAUUCAGAAUUAGUAUUUACAAAACUAGAAUGAUACCUAGAGGUGGAUAAUCGGUCCCACACUCCGUUCGCAUCCCGAAAUGGCGACAUCCGCUCUCUGAGAAACAACGAAAAACAACCGAAUACCACCAAAUACAGGUAUUUCCGUAAUCGGGAUGAUGCACAGAAGUUUAAAGUUGACCCCGGACUUCGUUUUAAAUUAUAAGAUGACGAUUUUCGGUUUCUGGAAAACAGACCAAAAUGACCGAUACCACCUAAUUUGAUUGUUUUCGUAAUCGGGAUGAUGCAGAGAAACCGAAAAUUAACUUCAGAUGUCAUGUUGAAUCUUUUCAAGGCCACCAUAUUGUUUUAAGAGAGUUAUUUUAUUUAGAUAAAAGUUAGCGACAUAAAAAUAUUGAUACCAAAUACGCUAACACAAUAAAGGGACUUUACAAUAAGAGUAUUACGAAAGUACUCUCUUGACAUUUCUCUUUAGUAAGGUUUGUCAUUUCAUAAUGGAAAGAUACACGAUCCAACAACGAGUCAAGAUUAUUAAAUUUUAUUAUCGAAAUUCGGAGUCUCAGCAUAAACAACAUUUUUGUGGAGUAAUCUAUUUCUAACGUUAUUCUCAAACUGAGUUGGGAAUCUGAUAGCCAUAGGCGGAUCAAAAAUUAACCAGGAUUCAAAACUGCAGAGAGGGUGAUCUUAAUUAAAUUGUUUUUAGAAUAGUUUUUACAACAUAUUUUAUCUUGGAAUCAUCAGAAUGAAAUAUUCGUUUACAACAGCCCAUAUCCUCGUCUUUUCCGCUUUACCAAUUAUUUCCUUUUCAAAUUAAAAACUUAAAACCAUUUCUCGUUAAGAAAGAUUGUAUCUACACUGAUUUACCCUGCGUCCACUUGACGUAAAACAUUGCAGCGUGUUGCGCGUGCUGGUUUGCUUCAGGAAACGGAUGAAAACAAUUACAAAACAAUUGUGUUACGUUUCGUCGAUUAUUAUCACUAAGCGAUUGUUUCCCGCCGCGGCGAAGCGAUUCGCAGUUUCUAAUUUACUGUUAUGUAGCAUUACAAAGUUAGGCAGUAAUAAUUAUCUGGGAUACGUGAUCAAUUUGAUUUCCGAUUUCAUCCGUUGGGUAGAAUUACAGCGGGAAAAACAAAUCUUCCGUUAGCCUCACGAUGUGAUUCUGCUUUGAUUAGAGGUAAGAAAUACAGAAGAUAGGAAAACAAAACUAGCAAAUCAUCGUAGUUUCCAUGAGCAAAAUUCAACAGUCAGAACGAUUAUUUGCAAAUAAAAAAACAAGUUCCGAGUCAUCACCAAAAGGCGAAUAUUACAAAGUACAUGCAAGAUACCUCCUCGAUUGUAUAGGAAGCGAUCAUAUCUGGAAAGCGCAAAAAGUCUUCCACAGCAAUAACGUAGUAAAUUGGAAACGAACAAUGAAACCUUGUAGAACGCAAUCCAGUUUUAAUGUUCCCGAGAUAUAUUAGACAGGAACGCGAACGCAGAGUAGAACAGUAGUUGCAGAUAUGACCAGCCACUAAAUCGCGAAAUCGGUCCAACCAAUCGAAGGCAAAAUGUGUUAUUAAUAUUUGUGUAUGGAAUGUAGCAUUUUUAUUGUCUUACAUGAAAAAAAAAAACAUCAAUUGUAAUUACGUAUAAAAAUACAACUAAUUCAUGCGGCAUCAAUUACUUCGAAUAUGUUUCAGGAUUUAUUGAAUGAAAUUGCCAAUUGCUGCCAGCUAUAAGAUUGAAAAGAAUUUUCUAUAGUUCAGAAACAAAUAUUGAAAUGUAAUUAUUAACCGUGAUUGUAUCACUUGAGCAAAUAUCCGUCAAUUGACAAUACACUAAAACGGCGCUAAAAUAUUUUUAUCAUAUCAAAACCAAAUUUGAAUCAUAUCAAUUUUCAGUUUGAAACAACUUUGCCAUACACCCGUUUUCGUUGAAGUACUUGAACUGAAUUCUGUGCAGAGAUAUCCCUAUUCACUUGUUAUAGCAAAAAUCGUACGUUAGUUAAAAUAGUUGUUGUACAUAAAAGAAUGGUUUUGUAUUUCGUAAGUAGCAAAAUGUAAUCUUGCGAUUCCAGAUGCAACUCCGUUUACCCAAAGCCUGUACAUAUCCUGAAGAGUUUCAGCUGAAUCGAUAUACACCCCGAUAAAUUAGUAACAAUUUGUGUAAAAAAAUGUACAAAUUACGUAAUCUGAAAAGAACCAGCGAUCGAACCGGACAAGGACAACUCAACUAGAGAGUGUAAACCCUAUUACCAUAGCGAAUAAGAUGCAAACAAAAAAAACUUCACAAGCAGCAAACCGUUUGCGAUGUGAAACAUGUCAAUGUAAAUAGUUCAGUGAGCGCAGAAAGGUUACCGCUCAGCGCCAUGUGCUUCGGGACUGAGUUAUUAAACAUCGCUCGUAUAGCUGAAAUACAGAAAAUGAAAUGGUGUUUUUAUA
This is a messenger RNA of Wyeomyia smithii (pitcher-plant mosquito), 13305 nucleotides long. RefSeq lists its product as uncharacterized. The transcript has 17 exons. Bases 2137 to 6468 code for a protein of 1443 amino acids. NCBI's taxonomy places the organism in Eukaryota, Metazoa, Arthropoda, Insecta, Diptera, Culicidae. The record is from RefSeq and is a predicted model, not a curated record.